This is a messenger RNA of Acyrthosiphon pisum (pea aphid), 2502 nucleotides long. Its product is annotated as fork head domain-containing protein FD4. Gene Ontology annotation, biological process: cell differentiation; regulation of transcription by RNA polymerase II; anatomical structure morphogenesis. The coding region runs from base 815 to 2020 and encodes 401 amino acids. NCBI's taxonomy places the organism in Eukaryota, Metazoa, Arthropoda, Insecta, Hemiptera, Aphididae. Gene Ontology annotation, molecular function: RNA polymerase II cis-regulatory region sequence-specific DNA binding; DNA-binding transcription factor activity, RNA polymerase II-specific. The transcript has 3 exons. The record is from RefSeq and is a predicted model, not a curated record.
ACCGGUCAGUGUCGAUCGCACGCCGUCGUAACCGCCGCCACCGCCACCGCGUGACUUUCCUGGAAUUUCGCCGCGACGUUCCGUACCGCUAUUUCUGCGCACCGCGAAAAGCUUCAUUUCUCGGUGCACGCACACACUAAGGGUAGUACGAUAUUUUUUCAAUAAUUCAAAUACGGUAUCAAUGUAUGAUCUACGUACACCGGAUCUAUACCUACAUACCUAAUAAUAUACAUAUCGAUCACGUUGCUUGAUACAAUAAUGUAUAAUAUGCACAUCGCGUCCGCGGUUAAAUCGUCCGUGCGCUGCACACUAUUCGACUGAAGAAAAAAAAUGACUAUAUUGCAUUGCACUCGUAUAUUAUAAUAAUAUGACAUCUACAAAUUGUAAGUGUACGACUGCGGCAAUAUAUAACAAUAACGACGAUGAUAAUAUAUAGGUAUACCCGUACACAUAUACAUGAGUAGUGUAGGUGCAUAGUAAGUUUGGGUACCUACCUAAUAUGCCUAUAUAGAUCAAUAUAAAUAUACGCGACGAGUGCGCCGACCGAUCCGUAUCGAAACUGCAAUAUUAUUGUAAUAAAUUCAAUAUUAUAUAUAUUGUGUUUAGUUAUCUAUAUAUAAUACACGUGCCGCAUUUAUAAAUAUAAUUACAUUAUAUAAUAUAUCAGUGAAUUAUGCGGCGGCCACCGCCGUCGACGCCUCCACCGUCAUCGGCGAUUAUUAUUGUUACGACUGUGCGACUCCGACUGGAGUGAAGAUCGAAACCGGCAGCAUUUGAACACUGCGACCGAGACGACGAUGGUCACGUAAUUAGGAUGCCACGGCCGUGCAGAGAGACGUACGGCGACCAAAAGCCGCCGUACAGUUACAUAUCGCUGACGGCCAUGGCCAUAUGGAGCGCUCCCGAGAAGAAGCUACCGCUGUCUGACAUCUAUAAGUUCAUCAGCGACCGGUUCCCCUAUUACCGGAAGAACACCCAAAGGUGGCAGAACUCGCUGCGGCACAAUCUGUCAUUCAACGACUGUUUCAUGAAGAUUCCCCGGCGACCGAACCAGCCGGGUAAAGGGGCGUACUGGACCCUGCACCCCCACGCCCUAGAUAUGUUCGAGAACGGAUCGUUUCUGCGUCGCCGCAAGAGGUUCAAAUUGCCGGCCGCCGACCGGGCGUUGUUGGAAGCUACUUUUGGCAGGCCGUCGUCGUCAGCCGCCGCUGCCGCCGCUGUCGCUGACUUUGAUACCGAUUCGCCGCCACUGCGCCCAUUGCCGGUCGGACUUCAGCUGCCGCCGCCACUACCACCCUACCGGAAUAACAAUAUUGUUAUGUCAGCGGACGGAGCGACGUCGCCGAUCGGCAUCGAACAGUCGUUGUCACCGCCAUCGAUCCACACGGCCAUCGGCGGCACCACCGCGGCCGUCGCGACCGCCACAUCAAUGGCCAACCAACUGCACCGGCAGCACAAGCCCAAACCGUUCACCAUCGAGAGCAUCAUUGCCCCGGGCGGCGCCUGCAGACGUCACUCAUCCGACGACGACCAUCAUCACUACGACCGAGACGGCCGUGGUGAUGAUGAGGCCGUGCUACCGGAUGUCGCACGGUCGUCGUCGUCGCCCACGCCACCACCGUCGUCGCGGACCGAACGGCCUCAUCGCCGGUAUCCACCGCCGGUGAGUCUGCUACCAGGACAACCGCAUCACCUAGCUGACCAUCACCAGCAGCAGUUCCUCCACAACACCCACCAUCAUCAUAAUGGCGGUGGCAGCAGCAAUGGAUACGCGGAGUUGUACGCGUACCUAAUCCAACAGCAGUCGUUCGCCGUGGCCACCGCGGCCGCAGCCGCCGCGUCCAGCAUAUUUCCCGGGCCGUCCGCCCCACUUCCACCGUUCCACUACAUGCCACAUCAUCACGUCACCACCGCUGCCGCCGCGGCCGCCGUCUUGCCACCGUUCCCUCAGCUGGCCAACUUCACAAACCUACACGACUGCGGUACGGCAAGUGUUUGGAAACAAUGGUUGGACCAUUAAAUUUUGCGAAGAGGAGACGAGACGAGGCAUGAAACUUAUUUUCCGUGUUGUAAAACUGUUUCAUAUAGACUUUUAAAUGGUAUAUUAUAUUAUGUACAUGUACAAACUAUUGUAUAUUUUAUUAUAUCAUUUUAAUAUUAAAAUAAAUGUACAAUAUAAAACAAAUUAUAGACGAAAAACUUUUAUGAUUAUUUGUGUUUAUAGAAAACAAUAAUAAUACAUCGUAGCUUAAAUAAAACAUUAUGAUGUGUAACUUAGAUGUAGAUCCUACCUAUAUUGUAUGUCUGUAUAUUAUUAUAGUGCCUAUAUUGUAUUUUAUGAAUUAAUGUUGUCCGUAGUGUUUUAAUGAUGAUGUAGAUAACUCUGCCAGUUGUUAUUAAGUCUAAAUAACUAUUUAAGAAAAUGUAUUCAAAUAUAAUAAUAAUAUUUUAUAUUAAUAUGUUUUUGCUUCUAUUAUAAAUAAAAUAAAAAAAACAAAAAUA